CCGCGUGCGAGAAGGUGGAGAGCGCGAGCAGAGAAGAGGAUGUGGGAUAGUCACGCGCUCAGGGCGGCGGUGCACGAGCGGAUGCGCGCAGCCGGCGAAGAGAUCCUGCGGCUGGUCGACGGCAAGGAUGCGCACGCGCACCGCGUGCUGCGACGGCGGCUGCGCGCGGCGGCGGAGGAGCUGUGCGACCUGUUCGAGGAGCAGCACCGCCGCCGCCUCCCGCAGCCGGAAGUCCGCCUGGACAGAACAGAACCCUCGGAACGGGAAGAGUUUGGAAUUCCACCCGGUAACUCGGCAAGCCGGCACGUACCAGAGCCAGCCACAGAGGAACCUUGGGGAUUCCCACCCCUCGGAGAUCCAGACACCAACAGUGAUCAUCAGUCCCUUCCUUCAGUCAACACUGAAGUUCAGACGGACAGCCCUGAUGACCUGGACAGUGUUGAUGAUUGUAGGGAGACCGGAGGAUGUCUGGGUCUGAGGACAAAGAGGAGAAAGGCAUUGAAAGGAUACGGACUCCGCAUCAAGAAUCGACAGAGACGACCCGGCCCGGUGGUCUGUCACAUCUGUACAGUUUGUGGAAAGUCCUUCCAGGGAAAAGGCUUCCUGUUGAAGCAUGUGUUGAAGACAUGCUCCAAGGACCCAGAGAGCCGCUGUGGCGUGUGUGGGGAAUGUUUCAGGUCUAUAGAGGAGCUGGACCUCCACCUCCAGAAACACAGAGAAACCAGCAAGACCUGCACCUUCUGUGGGAAAACGUUUCGGUCCAUUCUGGCCCAGGAACUCCACGUCAGGCACCACACGGGGGAGAAACCGUACAGCUGCGAGUUCUGCAGCAAAACGUUCAGUCAGAAGGGGAACAUGGCCUCGCACAUGCGUGUCCACAUCGCAGAAAAACCUUUCAAAUGCACAAGCUGUGACAAGGCCUUCUACCACUUGGCUUCUUUGGAUAGACACCUGAAAGUCCACUCCAGUGAAGGGUCAUUCAGGUGUACCCUGUGCGGAGAAGAGUUUGUUAAAGGGCAAAAUUUCAAGAGGCACAUGAAAAGUCACCCGAGAGAGAGUGGCGGCAGGGUGAAGGCGGGGAAUGCAGCUCUGUCUCACAGCUGUAAAGCAUGCGGAGAAGGAUUUGCUCGGAAGUCCUCUCUGGUGAAACAUGUGGAGAGCCAUUUGAGGGAACCGGCAUGCUGCUGUGGUCUCUGUGGACACCAGUACGAGACCAAUGACUUGCUGCUAAUGCACCUGCAGUCCCACCGAGAACUGAACCACACCUGCCAUAUUUGUGGGAAAGGCUUUAUAUCACAUGCAGCGCUGGAAAUGCACAUGAGAGUCCACACAGGGGAGAAGCCGUACACCUGCAGCAUCUGUGGCAAAGCCUUCAAUCAGAAUGGAAAUCUGAAAACACACAUGAAAAUCCACUCGGGCGAGAGACCCUUUACCUGUGGUAUCUGUGGCAAAGGCUUUACCCAGAAACACACUCUGGACACACACGUGAGGUUCCACAAGAAGGAGCGAGUGUACCUCUGCCAGGUCUGUGGUAAAGGCUUCAUGCAGGACGUCGACCUGAAGAGACACAUUUUAAUCCAUACGGGCGAGAAGCCGUACCGCUGCCAAGUGUGUGACAAAAGUUUCCAAGCAAAAAGGUCGCUGAACUUGCAUGUGAAAGUCCACUUGGGGGAGGUGCCAGGAAAGGACAUGGCCUGAGAGUCCACCAUUGGGGUUCACCCGGUUGCCAAGCUCAUGGGAGAAAUCUGUUGGAUGCAUCCAUGAAAGGUGACAUACUGCUCCCUGUGGAGGAGACAUUAGAGGAACUACAGCAGCCGGUCUCUGAUUCACACCUUCAGCCGGAGAGAGGAUGCAAUGAGCGAGAAACGGCAGACUAUGACUGCCAUGGAUUUGGACCUUUGUUCUAGGUAGCACAGUAUAAUUAACGGCUGUUUUCCAAUAACAAGUAGUUCCUCCUUUAUUUGGAUUGAGAAAUGGAUUCUAAACACAUGUUGAUUCGCUGUGUGUUGAGCCUCAGCAGUCGAGUUAGAUUUUAAACAAGUAAAGCAUGACUUAAUGUUUGACUAUUUUUGAUAGGAAUUAGCAUGGCUAGCUCCGUCCUAAAUAGCCUGCUCUGUGUCUGGUACUGGGGAUAAUGCAGUCGUAGGUUUUGUACCAGCACCAGCUGAUCAGGCCCGUUUUAACCCCGGCAGCGGACACCGAGCAGACUGCUCUUCUAAAACAAAUCAACUUGUCAAUGCCAAACUAGAUUAAACGACAAUAC
Molecule: messenger RNA, 2263 nt
Organism: Lampris incognitus (smalleye Pacific opah)
Lineage: Eukaryota; Metazoa; Chordata; Actinopteri; Lampriformes; Lampridae
Product: zinc finger protein OZF-like
Exons: 2
Coding region: 40-1698 (552 amino acids)
Biological process (GO): regulation of transcription by RNA polymerase II
Cellular component (GO): nucleus
Molecular function (GO): RNA polymerase II cis-regulatory region sequence-specific DNA binding; DNA-binding transcription factor activity, RNA polymerase II-specific
Source: RefSeq, a predicted model, not a curated record